CGCGCUUUUUUCUCAAAUUCAAAAUGGCGGGUUUAGGAGGCAUUGGAGGCUCGGAACACAGUCUUUAUUCAUUCUUUCAGAGAACUAAAGCAAUUAUUGCUGAAGCAGAGCAUUUUAUCAUUUCAGAACACCUAUUUUUUGACAAUAUCGACGGUUUAGAGCGCAUACAUGAGCGACUUUCAGAUGCUGGAGACACUGUAUUCACGUUAAAACAGAGAGCAUUGAAUCUUAUGGAUGAUUUUGAUAUGGCGAGUUUUUAUAAUGACAUGCACCAGUUAUCCUUCUAUUUAAGUCGACUUCAGAGUUUCUUUCAGAACCUUAUCAACGACCUUCAGAAUCAGAUACCUUAUACUCCAACCUACAAUUGCCAUAGAAGGUACACAGGUACAAGAGGUCAACCGCGACUCGAAAUAUCUAAGAGAUUAGUAGAAUGUCUAAGGGAAUUGCACUUUUCUUGGACUAGAAUCGCUGAAUUAUUGGGUAUCUCAACAAAAACAUUACAACGAAGACGUGUAGAGUUUCAAAUUGAUGUAGAAGAAUCUUGGUCUACCAUAAGUGACAUUGAACUUAGAGAAACAAUGCAAGAGAUUAUGAGUGUUACUCCAGGAAUAGGACAAACACGUAUGGUAGGUGCACUGAGGAGCCGAAAUAUAAGGGUCCAACGGUCACGUGUGAGGACAUUAAUGCGUGAAUUGGAUCCAGUUGGAACAGCACUUCGUUGGCGGGGAGCAAUUCGCAGAAGAAAUUACAAUGUGGGUUGUGCAAAUGCUCUGUGGCACAUCGACGGGAACCAUAAAAUGAUUCGCUGGCGAAUGGUGGUUCAUACAUCCAUUGAUGGCUACUCCAGGUUGAUACCAUAUUUAAGCUGUGCUACUAACAACAAAGCAAACACAGUUUUAGAAUUAUUCCAAGAUGCAUGUCGUUCAUAUGCAUUACCUUCAAGAGUGAGAUGUGAUCAUGGACUUGAAAAUGUGGGUGUUGCUCGAAUGAUGUUGGAGUGCCGUGGAACAAACAGGGGAAGUAUCAUCACAGGUGCUUCAGUUCACAACCAACGAGUUGAAAGGCUUCAUAGAGAUGUUACUACUGGUGUUCUAAAGGCUUAUAUUGAUCAAUUUAACAUGAUGGAACGUUCGGGUCUUCUUAAUCCUGCCAAUGAGGUACAUCUUCUUGCACUACAGCUUGUUUUUGUCACAGUCAUUAAUCAGUCCUUACAAGAGUUUGUUAAUCAAUGGAAUCACCAUGGAAUCAGUACUGAAGGAGGGCUAUCGCCUUUGCAACUUUGGUCAGAAAGCAUUGUAAGAUGUGCAACACAAAGCAACUCAACUUUAGACAAUGUACUAUCAAGCAAUGAAGUUGAAUCAUAUGAAAUAGAAGCACGUGAUGAAAUUGAAAAUGUAGCUGGUGUGGUUGUACCUGAAACAACACUAAAUUUAACUGAAGAUCAGUUUGCCUAUAUUGCAGCUUUAGCAAGUCAAAACAACAACUUAUUUGACAAAGUUCACACGUACAUGCAUGUUGUGAAUGCCAUUAACGCAAUGUUUUAAGAAUUUUUAGAAGAGUGAACCACUUGCAUAAAGAAAAUGUUAUUACCUUUGUAAAAAAAA
Molecule: messenger RNA, 1604 nt
Organism: Xenia sp. Carnegie-2017
Lineage: Eukaryota; Metazoa; Cnidaria; Anthozoa; Malacalcyonacea; Xeniidae
Exons: 1
Coding region: 24-1544 (506 amino acids)
Biological process (GO): DNA integration
Molecular function (GO): nucleic acid binding
Source: RefSeq, a predicted model, not a curated record